Molecule: messenger RNA, 1386 nt
Organism: Parathielavia appendiculata
Lineage: Eukaryota; Fungi; Ascomycota; Sordariomycetes; Sordariales; Chaetomiaceae
Exons: 4
Coding region: 1-1338 (445 amino acids)
Biological process (GO): intracellular iron ion homeostasis; iron ion transport; copper ion import
Cellular component (GO): plasma membrane
Molecular function (GO): ferric-chelate reductase activity
Source: RefSeq, a predicted model, not a curated record
AUGGAAUCCACACAGUACUACAUUUUGUUUAUCUGUGGAAUACUACUCUCCUUGAGUUUUCGGGGCUUUUGGUUAUCCUCUGGCAGAUCUUCGGUACCGUACCUGAAAGUUCUUUUUGCUCGGAAAAUCCGGUAUGCAGCGCUCCCUCGUUGGGUUGCAAUAACCCGGCUGGAGUUGCUCGCCCUACUGUUAUACUUUGGAGCCAACAGCUUAGCUCUAGCGCUAGGACUUCCCGCUACCGAUGUCAGAGGCUUCGAGCAGCGGGCCGCUAGGCUUGCUCUAAUCAAUAUGAUCCCCUUGUAUCUAGGAGGUCUAGCGAAUCGUCUCGCUGAUCUAGUCGGCAUUCCUCUAUCGUUAUACUACUUUGCACAUUUCUGGGUUGGGCGAGUUGUUGUCGUAGAGGUUCUUCUUCACGCAGUUUUAGCUAUUGCCUUGCGCCCUAUCCCAGGACAAUUACCGACAUCUGGAUACCUUGUAGCCAGUGUUGGCGGGGUGUGGUUAGAUGACAGAGUAGUUGGCUUCGAAGUGCACACCGAACGUCCUGUCCACGUGCUCCCUGGAGGGUAUUUUCAUAUCUUCCUCCCAGGCUCGAUCUUUCGCUAUCACUUCUUUAGCAGCUACCCUGCGUUAGCAUUGUGGAAGCAAACGGAAAACUCACGUUCUAUACAGGGAAUCGAAAAUGUCCAAGACAUCUCGUUCAUCAUAUCCCGAAGCAGGCAUACGGAACGGCUUGACCGACUAAGCAAAGGGCAAUGGAUACUACUUCAUGGCCCUUAUGGACAUAAUCUCCGGUUGGAGUCCUACGAAAACGUCAUCCUCGUAGCAAAGGGUAUCGGAAUUCUGGGAGUGCUACAACACGCAUUUUGUAUCGCAUUACGAAAAGCAUACGACGACCGAAUCAGGGGAGAGCUGAGGGAUAUCGCAGCCGCCGAAAAAACCUUACCAGUCGAUAAGCGCAGUCUAAUAGAGAGGAAAAGGAAGCUCUCUCGGCCUGGCUGGAAUGCUCAACUGCCUGAGUCAAGCGAUGCACUAUCGCAGCGCCCGCUCUUCUGCGACUCUACUCGGCAGUUAGACGUUUUCUGGAUUCUGGACGAUAAUUCUCAGGGAAUUUGGGUUGCGAACGAGAUUGAGGCACUAAAGAGACUGGAUCCCCUGCAUACACUCCUUGUCUUCCUGUGUAUGAUUCCAUCCCCGCCUACCGGAACGACACCAUUCAAAGAGUCGAGCCACUUCUCUUGUUUAUACCCCAGACCAGGACUGGCGAGCUUCGAUAAGCUCGUCCGUGAUAAAAUUCAACUGGAGACUCGAUCGCCCGGGAAAGUCGCUGUUAUCGGUUAGUGCUUAUACGCCCUCAUUCCCGGUUUUCCUAAGAGUUUCUAUGCUUCC